Gigantopelta aegis is the source of this 4248-nucleotide messenger RNA. RefSeq names its product potassium channel subfamily K member 2-like. Gene Ontology annotation, cellular component: membrane. Gene Ontology annotation, molecular function: potassium ion leak channel activity. The transcript has 6 exons. The record is from RefSeq and is a predicted model, not a curated record. Gene Ontology annotation, biological process: potassium ion transmembrane transport; stabilization of membrane potential. Lineage: Eukaryota; Metazoa; Mollusca; Gastropoda; Neomphalida; Peltospiridae. The coding region runs from base 832 to 2403 and encodes 523 amino acids.
CACUCCAUAGAUCAGACUGGAGCUAACUAACUGAUGCUAUACUGAUAGGAACAGUCUAGUAAUGCUCCUUAGUGGAUUCAAAUGGGUGAUGCAAAUGUCUGUGAACAUCAAGAAUAUGGCGUGUUCUUUAUGAUCGAAAGUUUGUUAAAUAUGCUACGAAAAGAAACUAAUUUUUUUUUAUUUAGCGGAAUCUCAGCGCAUUUUAAACUACGUCUAUUCUGUGUAUAACAAAUAGUGAAUUCGACACUUGUUCAAGAGAUAGUGAAUUCGACACUUGUUGGAGAGAUAGUUAAUUCGACACUUGUUGAAGAGAUAGUUAAUUCGACACGUUUUUCAGAGAGAGAGAGAGAGAGAGAGAGAGAGAGAGAGAGAGAGACAGAGAGACAGACAGACAGAGAGAGACAGACAGACAGAGACACAGAGACAGAGAGAGGAAGCUCACUGCUGCCACACAGCCUAUUCCUGAGGGAAAAAAGAUAUUUUAUAUAUACUUUUACAUAGAGAGGACAGAAUGAAUGAAUGUUUAACUACACCAGCACGAAAAAUACAUAGGCUAUUGGUAGAGAGAACAGUACACAAUGCAGCCUUUGAAGUACCAAUCGUGAAGGCAAUCGGUUGGAACGGUAAACAAAACGUGUCUAUAGACGGUGAUCGAUGCUAUGACCAUCACACCACAGCGCUUGGGUGAUCGGUGGCUCUCCACGGAGACGAGGCCAUGAAAGGCAAAGCUAGGUAAUUGAAAAAGCGUUAGCGUGUGUAUCCAUCCGGAAGGCUGUUUUCGAACACGACGAUCCCCGGGAGUCUAGCUAGUGAUGGUAGUUGUGAGGCAGUAUGCCUGUUCCAGAGAUGAACUGGAAACACUUGUUGGCUCUCCUGCUCGUUACCUUAGCCUAUGUGGUUUUGGGUGGCGUCGUCUUCAGUCACAUUGAGCUCGAUAAUGAGAACAGAAUCAAAACGGCUUUGCGCGACGGGCUUCGCACUUUUCUUGCAAACCAUAGCUGUGUGUCACUGAAUGACAUCAACAACCUGUUUCUCCUCGUCGGCGACGACGUCAAACUGGCGCGUAUCAGCGUGUACAACAAGACAACCAUAUCGAUGUGGGAUGUGGCUGGCGCCUCUGUGUUCGCGGUCACUGUCGUUACGACAAUAGGAUAUGGAAAUCUUGCCCCCAGGACCUCCAUCGGUCAGGCUGUAUGUGUUGUGUAUGCACUCUUUGGCAUACCCCUUAUGAUGUUUUUACUGAAAGAUAUCGGCGAAAAGCUAUUCUCUGUUGCUUACAAACUGUAUCAGUUCCGGUACUUUAAAAAUAAAGAAAAUCAACAGAAAAUAUUCAAUGGGAUAUUACUAUGUUUGCUGAGCUUCACUAUAAUUAUCGGACUUCCGGGCUAUUUGUUUUCAUAUUUGGAGAACUGGACACUGGGACAGGCUUUCUACUACUGCUUUAUAACGCUUACUACGAUUGGUUUUGGUGACUUUAUCGCCGCAGAGUCUUACAACCCUAAAGCCCCCACUGGCACCGCGGGGCGAUUCUACAGAUGGUUCGUCUUCAUCUGGAUCAUAUUAGGCUUGUCGUUCCUGUCACUGGUCAUCAGUCUCUUGUCUAAAGUGAUGGUCAGUAAAGUCAGAUCCAUGGAGCAAUACACCAGCGAAAAAAUAGAGAAUGAGGUACACAAAAUACAAGAAGAAUUGACUAACGUCAAGAACAAAUACAUCGGGGAUAGCAAGCGAAUUUCAUUUGAGAAAACGGAACCAGAUGGCAGUGGUGUCGAAACAAAGAGUCAAGGUGCCACACUGAUCAGCGUUUCAGUUACAAAUAAACCCAGGGGAGUGGUGGACAACGAUUCCGUCACUGCUGACAGCAGUGUUAUCGAAUUAGAAACAUCGUUGACAGAUUAUCAUUGUUGCAUAAUUAAAACUGAGUCAGGAAGUGUAACGGUAGGUGACUGCCCUUGGGAGAUAGGGAAAACUUGUCCUAAACAUGGAUCUUUAGCGAAUUCUCAUUGUGACGCAGGGAAAACUGAUACCGGAAGUGCAUCUUUGGUAGAUUCCCACUGUAAGAUAGGAAAAACUAAUUCCGGAAGUGUAUCUUUGGCAGAUACCCAAUGUGAUAUGGGGAAAACAGAUUUUAGAAGUGAACCUUUGACAGAGUCUUAUUGUUGUGUUGGAAAAAUUGAUUGUGGAGGUGGAUCUUUCAUAGACUGUCAUUGUGGUAUUGGGAAGAAGGAUUUCAGAAGCGCAGAAUCAAGAGAACAAUGUUCUUCCGCUCAGUUGCAGGAAAUUACGAAUACAAGUAUUUCUGGAACGCGCGAAAAGUGUGAUUAUAAAAACGAAUCAAGUUUGUCUGAUUCGCGUAAUAACAAUAAACUUAACAGUGCUGGACAAAAUCAAAGUACGAAUUUGUGAUGCUGUCUUCAGGAAAUCCAGUAUUUUAGAACACAUAAUAGCAACUCUGAAAGUAUAUGAACUACAUACAUUUAUUUCAUCGAAAUGUGACAGUUUUAUGUACAAAUAAUGAACAAAAACAAAAACCAUAUUUUAUAACUAUACAUAUAUUUUCAAAAGAAAGAAUUGUUUUAAAAGAAGAGAGUACUACAUACAGAUUACUGAGUGAGAGAACAAAAUUCUGUUUGAUCGAGAACUCUGUUUUAAUAUGGAAUACUGCUUUAAGACAAGAUAACACUCAAUUCAAGUAUAUUUUUAGAAUAGUACCAUUCAACAGGAUCCGUGACAAAUUCUUUUGGAGCUUUGAAGAUGGUUUCCAUAACUCUAAGAAACGUAAAAAUUAUUAUUUUGGGGGCAACCAUUUGAAACUGGCACAUGUCGGGGGGGGGGGGGGGGGGGGCAAAAUGGGCGCCACCGAUACUUAAACCACUUUACGGAAGCAACAAACUUCAAAAUAUCGAUUUCAGGAAUUUUCAGUAUGCUGAAUCAGAUGUUAAUGCUUAUUUACUAAUUAAGAGUCGAUAUCAUACCUAUUUUACAUUUAAAAGUCGACUUGGUACCACAGUAUUGUUGUUAUUUUAGGCUUAGAUUACCAAUUGCAGCAGAAAGUUAGCCAAUUCGACGGUUGCGUUGUUCUUUUUCCAACUCCCGACUUAGACGGGUGCGCUCAGACCAACAACUCGGCGUUCGUAGAAGUCGUAAGGGCGCUCGACUAGCAACUGGACAGUCGUAGAAGUCGUAAAAGCAGAAAAUUGGCUAACUUUGUACUGGCAGUUAGUAGUAUGAACCUAGCAUAAAUGUAAUUAAUAACGAGUUUCUUAGAACGCGUAGUGGACAUAUUAUUUAUUGAAUUCUGUGUUUUUCCAGAUGUAAGAUUUUGAAUAUGAUAACAGGUUUGUGCAAUAUAACCCAGGCAUAAAAGUCGUUGAAUAUGAGACAUUUGUUUUAUUUUACCAAUACGAGUAUAUUUGUAAAACUUUAAAAAAUCCCAUUAAUUUGACCAUUAUAAAUUAAUAAUGAUCUGUUUACAAUGAUCGACAUUUUCAUCAGUAUACACAGUUUACUUUUUGAUACACUUUCACCUCCUAAAAGUGUACAGCAGAAAUAUUGACUGUAACUCAGCAAUAAAAUGAAAUGAUGUCCUAUUCUAUAAUUGUCCAUGAAAUUCAAUGUAUGAUUGUGAUUAAAUGAUUUCACAGAAUCUUUUGAUAUCGUAAAACGUGUUUCCAUUCAGUCAAAUUGGCAAUCCAUUAUUUUAUGAAGCUCAUAUACACAAGUGAUUACAAUAUUUUUAUUUUCAAAACUAUACGCUUACAUUUAACUCUCUCUCUCUCUCUCUCUCUCUCUCUCUCUCUCUCUCUCUCUCUCUCUCUCUCUCUCUCUCUCUCUCUCUCUCUCUCUCUCUCUCUCUCUUUUCUAACGCACGUGGAAAUGUCGAUAAUUGUGAACUUACUGCAACACUUUCGAUUUUGCCAUCUUGAUUAUAGAUAAUUGAUCUGGGAUUUUGAUGACAAUUUUAUGUUCUUUAAUAAAAGAAAGACGAAAGUAUUCAUUUUCACCUAGGUUACCUCAUUGUUCGAUUUUGUUACGUUAAACAAAUACUGACUAGUUCUGUAAGCGUGCUGAAUGCCAGACAUGUUUGGAUCGAAAGCUAUAGCAGGCUCUCUGUAAUUACACCUUUUUUUAUAAAGACAUGAGAAAUAACGAUAAUCCAAUUGAUGGCAAUAAUACAAGACUAUCUUACACGUUUCAACAAUCAAUAAAUAAAGAAACUGAAGAAAUUCAGUCUACGUUCCUCUUUGUGUA